UUUUUUGUUUUUGUUUUUGUUGUUGUUGUAUUUGAUUAAUAAGUAGAGAUUUUUCAAUUUUAAAAUUUUAAAUUUUUUUUAUAAUUUGUUAUUGUUAAUGUGAUUCAGUGAACGAGAGGCGAGCAGUCCGCCGGUUUUAUUAAUGGGACUUGCCGGAUAUCUGGAUUAAACUACGAACUCAGCGUACGCUUCAAUUUUCUCCGCCGAGAAAAUAUGGAAAACGAGAAGGAAAGUACUGGAGAAAUCGAGGAAACAAGCGAGACAAUCGGAGCCCAAGAGACUCCUUCGCCGAGCCCAAAACCUAGAAGCGUGAAGACAAAGGUUCCGGAGGUCGAGGUCCGCCUCUUUAGACGGGGCAAAGGUCCAAUCGAUGUAUUCAAAUCGACAUUGGGAGGAUGGGACCAAGACCAGCUGGAGGUCCGAGACAUCCUCGACAAGUAUGGCUUCAAGUCGCUAUAUGCGAUGACGCUGGAUUCUGGACGAGCCGCUCCGAUCCGGUUCAACCAGAAAAAUGGAAGGUCUUUGCUUUCUUACAGGGAUGGAUCUGUGAUUUCCGUCGACGGGGAGCCUAAGGACUCCCGAAUGAAGCCAGUUACCAAAAUCUUGGUUGGUGUAGCAGUUACAAGCCUUUUGAUAACAUUGGUUUUGAAAGAAAGGCCACAGUGGAUCACCAAAUCAAACUUUCAAGGUGUGAGCUUCCCUCCAUGGGUCCUCGCUUGCAUGGUAAUUGUUUUCACUCGAAUGAGAAAGAGAACUGGUUACUUGUUGAAAAAAUUUGGUUGGUGAUUGGUUGCCAUUCAUGCUUCUUCCAGGCUAAUACAUUCUCAAACAGCUUUCUGUUUUUGACCACAGACAUUACUUAAAUAUCGUAAAUUAUCAUGCACCUGUUUGCAUUCUCGUUUGAUAAAAGGGAAAUAUAUAUAUGUAACUAUGUUUUGGAGAUUGGGCCAAAUAGGCAACUUUCUUAUGCAUUAAUGAAUUGGAAGAGUAUCAUUCAGGCUUUCA
Messenger RNA from Malania oleifera, 1005 nucleotides. RefSeq lists its product as uncharacterized. The record is from RefSeq and is a predicted model, not a curated record. The transcript has 2 exons. Bases 214 to 786 code for a protein of 190 amino acids. NCBI's taxonomy places the organism in Eukaryota, Viridiplantae, Streptophyta, Magnoliopsida, Santalales, Ximeniaceae.